UUGCAGAAUUCUUUGCGCUCCCGAUUAUUUUCUCACCAUGUAAUGAUAUGCUUGAUUAUUUGCGUCCAGCGGAAAUAAUGUUUCUAAUGUCCAAUGUUCUGGAUGGCUAGUAGAAAUAGCAGUUGCUGGCGCUGAAGUCAAUCAUUCGUGGCAAAACGCCAUACUGGAACACAUGUUCUUCUGGCGCUAUUACUAAGAAAACUACGGAAAGAAGACGCUCUAAGGUCGAAAUAAAAUUAAAAAUAUGCCGUUUGUUAACCGCUUGCUGCUCGCUGUCAUACUAAGUGUGGUCUUACAAUGCCUAAUGGUCAACGCUUACUAUAGUGGUGUGGUGAACUUGUUCACUUUAGUUCAGCCGAACUACAAUCUCUAUAAAGAGAGGAUCAUAAGCGAUAGGAAGGAGUUGAAGUUCUAUAGCGUUUGGACGGUUGAGCUCGGUCCACCGAACCAGGAGGGUCUAAUACCUAUAGCCACUACAGAGUAUAAAGCGUAUAACCAUGGAUAUAGAACGCGAAAUAGUGCCGACAAAGCACCGAUGAUGGAAACACGAAUGGAUGAGGCUUUUUUACGCGAGAUAACGCUCUAAAGAGUCAAAUGUUCUCGAAACAUCUGUAUGUGUUAGAAAGCUUUGCAAAUGUAAAAUCUUUCCUGUGAAAUAAUAAGAUUGAAUCAAAUUA
This is a messenger RNA of Bactrocera dorsalis (oriental fruit fly), 677 nucleotides long. RefSeq lists its product as uncharacterized. The coding region runs from base 245 to 586 and encodes 113 amino acids. The record is from RefSeq and is a predicted model, not a curated record. The transcript has 3 exons. Lineage: Eukaryota; Metazoa; Arthropoda; Insecta; Diptera; Tephritidae.